CAUUCCCUUUGGCCAUUUCUCUGCGACUGCACUCCCAAAGAAAAAACCUCUUCACCCCCAAAAAUGGCGGCCUAUAAACCCCUACUCUCCCGCGGCUACCGCCUCCAAAAUCCGCCGCCGCCUUGCCACAUCGCGACUCUCCUCCGCCGCCAUUUCUCCUCCGAGCCCCAGCCGACCCCUCCCCCCGAACCACAACCUAGCUCCCAACCUAACGCAAACUUCCGAAAUCCAGUUCCUAUUCAACCCGUAUCCUAUCCCGCCAAACCCCAAGCUCCACCGCCCGAGGAUGCUCAGCCGGAAUACAUACCAGGAAGGCCACUCCGUCACUCAGAAGGCCAGGAAGAGAGGGAAAUGCCGAAUGCGGAGAGGCGGUCGUGGAGCCGGGAUGAAAUGCGGUAUAUGAAGGAUGGGCCGACGAUUUCCCCUGUCUCCUACGCUGCCCGUGUUGCCCCGCUGCCUGAGGAUCGGGAAAAUGUGGGGGAGGAGGUGAAGGGGGGUAGGUUUGAGGAGAUGGAGAUCGAGAGGAGGAGGAUUGAUGAGUUUAGGAGGAGGGGAGGUUUGAGGUAUGGUGGAAUGGAGGUGAGGGAGGAGGUCAACUUGCCCUUUCCACAGUUGAUUAGGGUGGAGAAUGCUGAUAAGAAAACUGAGGAGAAGGCCAAGACGGUCUAUGAUGUCAAGGAGGCUAUUCGCCUUGUAAAGGCGAAUGCUAGGAAAACUUUUGAAGAAACUUUAGAAGCACAUGUAAGAAUGACCCGCGACUUGGUUCGAACCGAUUUGAAGCUGGAUGGUUCAGUGCGCCUUCCACAUGGUGCUGGCAAGACAUAUAGGGUGGCUGUAUUUGCAGAAGGUGCAUCUGCGGAUGAAGCCCGAGAGGCUGGAGCUGAUGUUGUCGGCGGCCCAGAGCUGGUGGAGAGCAUUGUUGCUGGAAAAAUAAAAAUGGAUUUCGACAAGUGUAUUGCUACUCCACCCAUGAUCAAGCAUUUGAAAAAGAUAGCAAAAUAUCUGAAGAAAUUAAUGCCAGAUACCAAGAAAGGUACUCUAACCAAUAACAUAUCUCGGGCUGUCAAAGAGGCAAAGGAGAGUGUUCCUUUCGAGAAAGACAAAACUGCAAUAGUACAUGUGCCCCUAGGGAAGGUUAAAUUUCCAGAAAAUAGUUUGAAAGAAAACAUUGGAGCUUUUGUACAUGCUCUUUUGCUCGCAAAGCCUGCCGGUUUAAAAAAGAGCUCCAAAUUCGCUGGGUAUGUAGACACCUUCCACAUUGCCAGCACCAUGGGUCGCUCGUAUCCCAUUUCAAUUCAAUCGUUGUCUAUGGCUGCAGACCAGUUCAGCAAAACGCAAGUGAAGUGAGUAGGUGCAUGGAUCCAAGUUAACCAAAGCUUUUGUUGUAGCUAAAGGCAUUUUGUUCUGUUUUUACAUCCUUGCAUUGCAAGGUUAGGGUAUAGAAUGUUACACCAACUACUUGAUUUUACCGUUUGCCAAGUUUGACAGGCAAGUUUAUGAAUUGUCCAUCAACUUUGAACAUUUUCUUAGAUUUUUAUAAAUUCGGAAAUAAGAAAUAAGUAGCUUGGUGUUACAGUA
Salvia hispanica is the source of this 1578-nucleotide messenger RNA. RefSeq names its product Ribosomal protein L1p/L10e family. The record is from RefSeq and is a predicted model, not a curated record. Lineage: Eukaryota; Viridiplantae; Streptophyta; Magnoliopsida; Lamiales; Lamiaceae.